Molecule: messenger RNA, 1776 nt
Organism: Melitaea cinxia (Glanville fritillary)
Lineage: Eukaryota; Metazoa; Arthropoda; Insecta; Lepidoptera; Nymphalidae
Product: protein CNPPD1
Exons: 6
Coding region: 365-1606 (413 amino acids)
Biological process (GO): regulation of cyclin-dependent protein serine/threonine kinase activity
Cellular component (GO): nucleus; cyclin-dependent protein kinase holoenzyme complex
Molecular function (GO): protein kinase binding; cyclin-dependent protein serine/threonine kinase regulator activity
Source: RefSeq, a predicted model, not a curated record
GUCAAAAUCUAAGAAGAUCCGAUUCGUGAAGAUUUGUGGCUAUAGGGAUUGUAUUCCGUAACUAAUUUUAUUCACACGUGUGAAGUAAUUUCGUGUUACUACUUUACUUUAUAAGUGUUUACUUUUAAUACAUAUCUUUCGUUAAGAUUUUAAAAGAUUACUUUAGCCUAGAGUUUAAUCCUAACUGGAUCAUUCAAUUUGCUUCAUAUACUUGAGACAUUGGCUUAAAGUCUAUGGGCACAACUUAAAACCAUUAAAGAAUUACUCUCUGACACAGGUAUUGUUUGACGUUAGGUACUGUUUAAUCUUGCCGUAACUAACAAAUGUGUUUGGUUACUAAGAAAGUGUAAUAGCAUAAAUCAUAAUGUCUAACACAUACAAAAGGAGAAAAGAAGGAUCAAGACCCAAAAUAAAGAGUAUGGGAGACCAUAAAGAAUUUUUGAAAAGGAUAUCGAAAACCCUCUACUAUGGACAACUGCCUACUUUACCCUGUUUGAGCCUUCCAGUUACUGAGAUAUCGUGCGAGCUGUGGUCGCAGGCGCAGUGCGGGCGCUCGCUGCGGCGCCUGCGCGCGCCCGCGGCCGCCGAGCUGGCGCGCGCCGCCUGCGUGUCGCCGUGCGCGCUGGUGCUGGCCAUCCUCUACCUCGAGCGCCUGCAGCGCUGCAACCCCGACUACCUGGCCGCCGUCGCGCCCGCCGACCUCUUCCUCGUCUCGCUGAUGGUGAGCAACAAGUUCCUGCAAGAUGACGGAGAAGACGACGAAGUGAUAUGCUCCGAGUGGGCGGCGUCCGGCGGCCUCGAGCUCGACGAGCUCAAGAAACUCGAAGUGGAAUUCCUAAAAGCUAUCGAAUGGAACGUGUUUGUGAGCGAGCAGUCGUUCUCGAAGGGGCUGACGUGGCUGGAGCGGCAGGUGGCGCUACGGCAGGCGCGCCUGCGCGGGUUCUUCACGUACGGCGACCUGGCGGCGGCCUGCGACGCGGCGGCGCUGGCGGACGCCACGCGCGGCGCCACGGCCGCCUGCCUGGGCGUCGCGCUCGGCUACGUGGCCGGCCUGCUGGCGCUCGUCGCCUCCGCGCUGGUCGCCUCGCAAACCUGUCUCCCCACCCUGCAGUCGACAGCCUUACGGAACACCACCGGGACCCUCGGAGCCUCCCACCCGACGACUUAUUCGCCUUCAGAUAUUACGCCGCCGCUCUCUAACGCUACGGUCGACCUCCAAACCUAUACUCUCCCAGAAGAAUCGACGCUGACUUUCGAUCUCAGGGGCUGCGACGAGUGGGUCAGAUAUCAGGAAGAAAAUGCUCCGAAGCAGACCUGGUACGACGGUAUUGUCAUGUACGAUUUGAAAUCUUUCGAGCCCUGGUGGUCAAAAACGUCAGUGAUGAAUUGGUUGUAUCAAAGCUCCUUAAUAAAUCCGAUGCAGAGAUGGUUGGAGAAGUUGAAUCAGUUCAUUUAUUUCUUCAAAAAAGAAAUGGACUGCGGCAAAGCAUACAUAUCAUCUGAUCAGUGCAGUAGUUGUCCCGAGUUUGGUGAGAGAAGAUGUGUCCGGCAAUGGCUCAACCUGAGCAAACUGAGUGUAUUUGUAGCCUCUAUGUCUGAUCGAUAAUUAUAUAUUUUACGAAAUAAGUGUUUCACAUCAGCGAGGAUAAGCUGAUAUAAAAUGUUUUAAUUACAAAGCUCAAAAAAAGUACUGUUACAAAAUCUGUUAAUACAAAAAAAAAAUAAUAUUUUUGUAUUUAAUGUAAUUUAAAUAUAGAAAUAAAAGUAUGAGAUGAA